Messenger RNA from Daldinia caldariorum, 516 nucleotides. RefSeq lists its product as uncharacterized. The transcript is spliced from 2 exons. Lineage: Eukaryota; Fungi; Ascomycota; Sordariomycetes; Xylariales; Hypoxylaceae. Bases 1 to 516 code for a protein of 171 amino acids. The record is from RefSeq and is a predicted model, not a curated record.
AUGUCGGCAAGACUGUUCACACGAACGCGAACAUUCAUGCCGCGCCAUGCCCUUGGCGCCGGUAUCGUCGGGCUGUCCCUCGGAACAAGCAUGGCAACGUUCAGGCAACCGAGACUGAGAUUGGAUGCGAGGGAGACACCGCGGCCGAUGAGUAGCCGUCCUCCUACGAAGGAGCGAUUAGAUCCCGACCUGCUGAAGCAGGUUUCCAGUGGGUGCAUUGCAGGGUUUAUUUCGGGAAUUCUUAUCAGUGUUUUUUCGCGGACGUUGGUGUUACUUAUUGGUCUUUCCGCGGUAGUCGUCCAGGUGCGCCAUAACAAGAUCCAUAACAAGAUCUAUCAUGAAAUUCUCACUAAUAUCGUCCAGGUGGCUUCAAGAUAUGGUCUUGAUCUGGUAGAACAACUAAAGUUAAAGCAACGGUUGGGCAAUUCACGUAUAUUAAAUGCCUUGGAGAAGAACCCGGCUUUUAAUUUAUCUUUCGGACUAUUCUUCGCCAUGUCUGCUUUCAUGAAGUUCUAG